Hipposideros armiger (great roundleaf bat) is the source of this 3203-nucleotide messenger RNA. It is a transcript of the gene GGA1, whose product is annotated as golgi associated, gamma adaptin ear containing, ARF binding protein 1. The record is from RefSeq and is a predicted model, not a curated record. Bases 396 to 2297 code for a protein of 633 amino acids. Gene Ontology annotation, biological process: intracellular protein transport; protein localization to cell surface; Golgi to plasma membrane transport. Gene Ontology annotation, cellular component: trans-Golgi network. Gene Ontology annotation, molecular function: ubiquitin binding; phosphatidylinositol binding; small GTPase binding. The transcript is spliced from 17 exons. Lineage: Eukaryota; Metazoa; Chordata; Mammalia; Chiroptera; Hipposideridae.
AGAGCCCCUCAAAAACAUGGCCGCAGAGCGUUCUUCCGGAAGCGAUCACAGGCGUCUCCGUGACGCAGAACGAGUUAGAGCGUCCCGUGGGGUUUCCAUGGUGCCGUCCUCAGCCCCCAGUUCCUCCGCUUCCUCUCCUGCUUAAGCGCCGUGAACGAGAAGUCAGGCGGCAGGUCCCACCCGCGACGUAGACGCCGCUUGGGUGAGGGAUUGGGAGAGCAGGUGACGCUCUAGGUGAGCCCGUUCUCAUCUCUAUGGUGCCGAGCGCUCGUGUGCGCCGCUCCCGCGCGUCGGGGCGGACGUUGCCCCUUUAAUCGACAGAGGGCGGUGCCGAAGAGGUCCCGCGAGAGCGGCGGGGAGCGGGGGGCGGUGCCGAGGCUGGGGGCCCGUGGCUGAUGGAGCAGGAGAUGGAGCCCGAGACUCUGGAGGCGCGAAUCAACAGAGCCACAAACCCCCUGAACAAGGAGCUGAACUGGGCCAGCAUCAACGGCUUCUGCGAGCAGCUCAACGAGGACUUUGAGGGGCCUCCACUUGCUACCCGGCUAUUGGCCCACAAGAUCCAGUCCCCACAGGAAUGGGAGGCGAUUCAGGCCCUGACGGUGCUGGAAACAUGCAUGAAGAGCUGCGGCAAGAGGUUCCACGAUGAGGUGGGCAAGUUCCGCUUCCUCAACGAGCUCAUCAAGGUCGUAUCUCCCAAGUACCUGGGCUCUCGGACAUCAGAGAAGGUGAAGAACAAGAUCUUGGAGCUCCUCUACAGCUGGACCAUCAGCCUGCCUGAGGAAGUGAAGAUCGCAGAGGCCUACCAGAUGCUCAAGAAGCAGGGGAUUGUGAAGUCUGACCCCAAGCUUCCAGAUGACGCCAUCUUUCCCCUUCCUCCUCCACGGCCUAAGAAUGUGAUCUUUGAAGACGAGGAGAAAUCCAAGAUGCUGGCCCGCCUGCUGAAGAGCUCCCACCCCGAGGACCUCCGAGCGGCCAACAAACUCAUCAAGGAGAUGGUGCAAGAGGACCAGAAGCGGAUGGAGAAAAUUUCAAAGAGAGUGAGUGCCAUUGAGGAGGUGAACAACAAUGUGAAGCUGCUGACGGAGAUGCUGAUGAGCCACAGCCAGGGCGGUGCUGCGGCCCACAGCAGCGAGGACCUUAUGAAGGAACUGUACCAGCGCUGUGAGCGAAUGCGGCCCACACUCUUCCGACUGGCCAGUGACACGGAGGACAAUGACGAGGCCUUAGCGGAGAUCCUACAGGCCAACGACAACCUCACUCAGGUGAUCAACCUGUACAAGCAGCUGGUGCGGGGAGAGGAGGUUAAUGGUGACGCUGCUACUGGCUCCAUCCCUGGGAGCACCUCGGCCCUGUUGGACCUGUCAGGCCUGGAUCUCCCUCCUGCGGGCACCUCCUACCCAGCCAUGCCCACCUGCCUUGGUGACCAGGCCAGCCCUGAGCAGCCCAGCACCUCUGUAUCCCUGCUUGAUGAUGAGCUCAUGUCUCUGGGCCUAAGCGACCCCACACCCCCUUCAGGGCCAAGCUUGGACGGUGCUGGAUGGAACAGCUUCCAGUCAUCUGAUGGCACAGAAGCCCCAGCCUCCACUCUGGCCCCCAGCAUGGACAGUCGGCCCCCAACGCAGACAGUGAGCAGUGGUCUGGAUGACCUGGACCUCCUGGGAAAGACACUCCUGCAGCAGUCACUGCCUCCGGAGUCCCAACAAGUGCGGUGGGAGAAGCAGCAGCCAGCCCCCCGGCUCACGCUUCGGGACCUGCAGAAUAAAAGCAGCUGCAGCUCGCCCAGCUCCGGCGCCGGCGGCCCCUUCCACACUGCGUCCCCUGAGCCCCCUGGGCCUCCGCAGCAGCCCCUGCAGACGGAGCUCUCACUGGCCAACAUUACGGUGCCUCUGGAGUCCAUCAAACCCAGCAGCAUCUUGCCAGUGACCGUGUACGACCAGCAUGGCUUCCGGGUUCUCUUCCACUUCGCCCGAGACCCGCUUCCUGGGCGCUCUGAUGUGCUGGUGGUGGUGGUUUCCAUGCUGAGUACCGCUCCCCAGCCCAUCCGCAACAUUGUUUUCCAGUCAGCUGUCCCCAAGGUCAUGAAAGUGAAGCUGCAGCCACCCUCAGGCACAGAGCUGCCGGCAUUUAACCCUAUCGUCCAUCCCUCUGCUAUCACCCAGGUCCUGCUCCUCGCCAACCCCCAGAAGGAGAAGGUUCGUCUUCGCUACAAGCUCCUCUUCACCAUGGGCGACCAGACCUACAAUGAGAUGGGGGAUGUGGACCAGUUCCCCCCACCUGAGACCUGGGGGAGCCUCUAGAACAGACAGGGGAAGGGGAGAGGAGGAGGAGGCAACAGGACUGGCCACUGGCUAGCCUGUGUGGGAGGCUGUGGUGGCCUUGGACACCCUUUGUCCCCAUGGCCAUAUCCCCUGUGCCUGGUGCUUCUCCCCUCACCCCUACGGCCCCCUCCUUCAUUAACCCCUCCCCUGCUGAGCCAAACCCAGCAGAAGGCUGGGCCUGGGUUUGCACUGCUGGGGACCUUCACCACAGGUGGAAGCCUGGAGCAGGGAAGUCCUGCAUUGCCCCGGAAGGACUUGGGGUCGUUGGGAGAAGCAUGGCUGUCGGGCAAGGGCCAGGACCUCGGCCCCAGCCCCAACCCCAGCCUGGGGUGGGGUCAUCCCCGCCUGUCUCUCUUAUGCCUUAUGGGAAGGCCCAGCCAUAACUUGGGGGCCGUGCUGGAGCCGGGGACUGGCUCAGGCCUCCUUCAUAGGAACCGGGUGACUGAGGGGGUGAUGCCUGCACCCUCAGCUGUUUGCACUCUCUGGUGUGUGGUUUGACUCUCAGCUUUUCUUUCUAAGUUGCCCUGUGGUCACCAUCUCAGGGGGCCUAGUUGCGGGAGCCCCACCCAUCCCCUACACCUCCUGGGGGUCUCCCCCCACCCGCCUGACGCCUUUGCUGUCAGGCCUCCUGAGGGGCUGCAGGGGCUGUGUGACUGCCAGACCAAGGGUAAUGCCAGAGACGGGGCCCCAACUGGGGGCCAGGGGCUUCUGGCCAGGGGAGGUCCUACACUGCAGUUCUCAGUGUCUCCUUCAUUCAUUGGCCUCUGCUGGGGCCUCCUGUGGGCAUCUCACCUCUGUCCAUCCAUCCAGCCAUGGGCAGAAGUGGGGUCAGUGUGUGAGUGAGAGCUGGAGUAUUUAUGGAAAUAAAAUGUCCUUUUUCCUGGA